Rana temporaria (common frog) is the source of this 2012-nucleotide messenger RNA. Its product is annotated as serine/threonine-protein kinase SBK1-like. Gene Ontology annotation, molecular function: ATP binding; protein serine/threonine kinase activity. The record is from RefSeq and is a predicted model, not a curated record. Gene Ontology annotation, biological process: peptidyl-serine phosphorylation; peptidyl-threonine phosphorylation. Lineage: Eukaryota; Metazoa; Chordata; Amphibia; Anura; Ranidae. The transcript has 4 exons. Bases 340 to 1464 code for a protein of 374 amino acids.
AAUGUAGCAGCUGUGCUCAGCCCCUGUAUGGAGGAGAGGGGGGUCCGCCGUCCUCCAUGGGAGGGUCUAUUGUCACUCCAAUACAGCAGAUCAGCCUGUUCUUCCAUUACAUCUGAGGACACUGCAGCUGGCACAACAAUGACACAAAGACACCAGUGACAUUCCUCAACCCCACCGAUCCCACCGAUCCCUCUGAUCCCACCGAUCCCUCCGAUCCCCCCGGAUCCAUGGACCACACAGCGCCCAGCCACAGGAGAUAAAUGACUGGCAGAUUUCGGCGGAUCUGAUGAGAGCAGAAGAAUUGCGUUGAUCUGAGUCUGCAGCGCCCAAAGUACAACCAUGAGCUUCUCCUCGCUGCUGUCGCGGGGGGCGGCGGACAUUCUGGAGGAGCUGCAAGCCUUGACGGCCAAGACAAUGGAGAAGGUGGAGGUGACCAAGCAGUACGAAGUCAUCCGGGAGCUGGGCAAGGGGACGUAUGGGAGAGUGGACCUGGUCAUCCACAAGACCAGAGGCACCAAAAUGGCUCUGAAAUUCUUGCGGAAGAAGACGACAAAGCAGAAGAGUUUCCUGCAGGAAUAUUGCAUCUCUCGCUACCUCUCUACCUGCCCGUACAUCAUCGGCAUGUAUGAUAUCGCCUUCGAGACCGAAGAGUACUACGCCUUUGCCCAGGAGUACGCUGUGGCCGGGGAUCUUUUCGAUAUUAUUCCACCACAGGUUGGACUUUCCGAACACACCACAAAACGUUGUAUCUACCAAGUUGCGCUGGCCUUGGAUUACCUUCACAACCGCAAGCUUGUCCACCGCGACAUCAAACCCGAAAACAUCCUCAUCUUCGACAAAGAGUGUCGAAAAGUGAAACUCUCUGAUUUUGGCAUGACCAGGAUUGCAGGGACAACUGAGAAGCGGGUGAGCGGCACCAUCCCGUACACGGCACCAGAACUUUGUGAGACUUCCAAGCACAGCGGGUUUGUGGUAGAGUACAGCAUCGACGUCUGGGCCUUCGGGGUCCUGCUCUUCUGUAUGAUGACCGGGAACUUCCCCUGGGAAAAAGCUUUGCAAUUAGACUCUUUCUAUUACGAAUUCCUACAGUGGCAAAAGUACAAAAACGCCAACGUGCCGUCUCAGUGGCGCCGAUUCACGCCCCACGCCCUGAAAAUGUUCAGCAAGCUGCUCUCCAUCGAACCGGAGAAGAGGUGCGCCAUUAAGGAUAUUCUCUGGUACUUCGGCAAGAAUUGGCUGAUCAGCAAGGAGGAGCCUCCGACGGCCGACGCCAAAACCAACAACGACGUCUACGUCCACGUCAAACCGCAAGUCCUUCCGUUCCUCAACGGCAACGCCCUUGACAGCAAUAAAUCUGACACCAGCCCCAGUUUAUCUUUCUCUUCAUGCAGCAGCUAUGAGGACGUUCCAAAAGACAGCAAUGCAAACAUGUUAGUGUCGACACCUAUUGAGAUUUGUGUCUGAAAAACCUCCACCCGAAAAUAAUAUUUCAGUCAUGGGUGGGUGAUGUCAGGCCGAACGACCCACUGAACCCAACGUGAGAUCUUCGGACCUUCCCAACUCCAUCCAUUAUAAGGCAUCUCAUUGGCUCUGCUAGGUUUAAGUUGCUAAAAGGCCAUCUGGGGUAGUGAGACCCAUAGUGGAUUUCGGGAAGGGGGGUGGGAGGAGGGGGUUCAAGCAGAUCCCCAAGAAAUAUGAAAAAAAAAAAACUGCGGGUGACUCCGCCCACCUCCAUCUGACCAUAUCCGUCCUCGGUGGAGGGAUCCUUAACUGUGGAAGUUUUUGCACCUCCCAGAAAAUCGAUUCUGCUUGCGUGAGCGCACCAUGCAAACCUCCUCCAUCGCAGUCGUUGCAGCCUUGAGCCAAGAAAGCAAAAAUAUUUAUUAGUGUUAAGAUGAAGUGUAUUGUUUGUGUGUUUAAGUCUUAUUUAUUUCCUGUGCUGUCUGUCCAUUUGCGUGUCCCUGUAAGACAUAUCAUUGGUUUUCACAAAUAUAAUUAUUUAUUUAAGUAGA